GCUCCGGGGCGAGGAGCGGGGGGCGAGGGUCGGACCCCGCGGCGGCUCCGGGCGAGGCGAGGGUCGGACCCCGCGGCGGCUCCGGGCGAGGCGAGGGUCGGACCCCGCGGCGGCUCCGGGCGAGGCGAGGGUCGGACCCCGCGGCGGCUCCGGGCGAGGCGAGGGUCGGACCCCGCGGCGGCUCCGGGCGAGGCGAGGGUCGGACCCCGCGGCGGCCGAGGCCGCGAGCAUGGAGCGCGUCGCCGAGCCCAAGCCGCGCACGCUGGCCGAGCUGGUGCGCGCGCUGCACCGGCUCUUCGCGGGCGACGAGGUGGACGUGGAGGAGGUGCGGGCCGUGCUGGAGGCCUACGAGGGCGACCCCGCCGAGUGGGCGCCCUACGCCGCCUUCGACCAGUACAGGUAUACCCGAAAUCUUGUGGACCAAGGAAAUGGGAAAUUUAAUCUGAUGAUUCUGUGUUGGGGUGAAGGGCACGGAAGCAGUAUCCAUGACCACACGGACUCCCACUGCUUCCUGAAGAUGCUGCAGGGAAGCCUGAAGGAGACGUUAUUUGCCUGGCCUGACAAGAAGUCCAACGAGAUGACCAAGAAGUCCGAGAGAACUCUGAAGGAGAACCAGUGUGCCUACAUCAAUGACUCGAUCGGCCUCCACCGCGUGGAGAACGUCAGCCACACCGAGCCCGCCGUGAGCCUCCACCUGUACAGCCCGCCCUUCGACACCUGCCACGCCUUUGACCAAAGAACGGGACACAAAAACAAAGUCACCAUGACCUUCCACAGCAAAUUUGGAGUCAGGACUCCCUUCCCAACUUCGGGUUCCCUGGAGAACAACUAAAAGGGAUCGGAUGCUGCGAGCUUUCCCGUGCAGGCUUGCUGAACAUCUGCUGGAGGGGGAAGACCUCCAGCCAUUGGCUGUCUGUUAAUCAGUUCAUUUAAAUAAGCCAAUACUUAGAUCCAGUACAAGGCAGGUGCUAAUGGAAGGUACUAAGUAAGCAAAUGGCGCCUGUUACACUAAGGACAAAAGUCUUGGAUUUUAAAACACCCCUGCCGCCCUCCCCCCCCCCCAUCCGUCUCCCACAUGUGUGAGUGUGUGUGUGCGUGCGUGCGUGCACACACACACAUACACACUCAUAGACAGUGUCUCUCCUGGUUCUGUUGUUAAGUUCUAUUGGAACUAUAUCGGGGAUUUCAAUGAACUGUAAUUAGCAAUAAGUAAAAACAGAAACCCACAGACAUCAAAUGCCUGUUUGGAUACCUGGAGGACUACAUGUCUUUAAUAUUCUUUGUAUGUUCUUAAUAUUUGAAUGUUUGAUUUUUUUUUUGCAUCUGUGCAUUUUUUAAAAGCUUUUUUUUCCCAACCUUACUUUACAAGUCCCUCCACUAUGAUGAGUGGAGAAAUUUAGGGUAAUUUGCUACUUGGUGGCAAAGAGGACUGAGAAAUGUAUGCAGAACUAAACCUCCUGCAAACCAAAAUAUAAACCCACAUCUAAGACACCUUCCACCAUCACGGCCAGAGACUGUUGAAUGCUGCCAAAAUUGCCAAAUACAUGCUCUUAAUAAACCUGGAUUUGAGCACAA
Molecule: messenger RNA, 1575 nt
Organism: Dipodomys spectabilis (banner-tailed kangaroo rat)
Lineage: Eukaryota; Metazoa; Chordata; Mammalia; Rodentia; Heteromyidae
Gene: Cdo1
Product: cysteine dioxygenase type 1
Exons: 5
Coding region: 230-832 (200 amino acids)
Biological process (GO): L-cysteine catabolic process
Molecular function (GO): ferrous iron binding; cysteine dioxygenase activity
Source: RefSeq, a predicted model, not a curated record